Messenger RNA from Dichotomopilus funicola, 1674 nucleotides. RefSeq lists its product as uncharacterized. The transcript is spliced from 2 exons. Gene Ontology annotation, cellular component: cytoplasm. Gene Ontology annotation, molecular function: GTPase activator activity; metal ion binding. NCBI's taxonomy places the organism in Eukaryota, Fungi, Ascomycota, Sordariomycetes, Sordariales, Chaetomiaceae. The record is from RefSeq and is a predicted model, not a curated record. The coding region runs from base 1 to 1674 and encodes 557 amino acids.
AUGUCCCGACGACCACCGAACCCCGCUGCUGAGCGGGCGGCACAGAAUCAACAGACGAUCAAGAACCUCCUGAAAUUAGAGCCUAACAAGGUGUGCGCCGACUGCAAGCGCAACAAGCACCCGCGAUGGGCGAGUUGGAACCUAGGCGUCUUUGUCUGCAUUCGCUGUUCAGGCAUCCACCGUGGAAUGGGUACCCAUAUCAGCCGAGUCAAGUCUGUUGACCUCGAUGCCUGGACCGACGAGCAAUUACAGAGCAUCCUCAACUGGGGCAACGCGCGGGCGAACAAAUACUGGGAAGCAAAAUUGGCCGCCAACCACGUACCGUCUGAAGCCAAAAUCGAGAACUUUAUUCGCACGAAGUACGAGCUAAAAAGAUGGGUUAUGGAAGGGCCGAUGCCGGAUCCUGCAACACUCGAUGCAGACGGCGACGAUGACGUACCGUUGAGCGUUGUUAAGGAGAAGCAAAACGUGGAACGUCGGGAGUCGGUUCGCAAGGCAUCGGUCGGCCGGUCGGCAGCCCCCCAAGCAGAUUUGAUCGGAGGAGACCCGGUUGCGGCCCCAGCACCGGCACCGCUAAGGGCCAGCAAUACGGGGCCGACGGCUAUGCAGGUACCCGCCAAGUCCGGGCCUGCUCCGCCCAAGUCAACAAGUACAAAAGACUCGCUUCUGGGACUUGAUUUUAUGGGGGCCCCAGCCGCUGCGCCGCCGCGUCCGGCGAGCACCACCGGCACGCCCAGCAGCGGCCAGUCACGCCCUGAUCUGAAGCAGUCUAUCCUUUCUCUCUAUGCGACCGCUCCCCGACCGCAACCCCAGCCUGCAGCGCAGCAUACCUCCCAUGGCUCUUCGGGAUCUCUUAGUGGUCUCUCUUCUCCUACCGGCAUGAGUCAGGUGCAGAGCUCAGGGGCUGGGCUCAACGACGCAUUCAGCAACCUGAGCUUUGGUAAUGCGCCAUCCCCCAAGCCGGCUCCGGUUGAUGUGUUUUCCAGUCUUGGCUCCUUCGGAUCACCGCGCCCAACACAGCAGUCAAGCAAUAAUGCAUUUUCGGGUCUCAGCGGUGGCGGUUUCUUCGACUCCAAGCCCGCGCCCCCCAAGCAGUCCAGCGGUGGUUCCUCUGGCUGGGGGUCAAGCGCUUCCCCUCCUGCCUCUGCUAAACCCGCAGCCGCGCCCCCUUCCUCUGCUCUAGGUGACCUUUUCGAUUUCUCAACGACGUCCCCGCCGGCCCCAGCCCCCCAACCCGCCCUCGCCUCCACGACGAACACAACCUCACCCUCCGUCUUCAACCUCACAGCAAGCCAGUCCAAGGCCAGCUCCCCUCCCACCGCAACCACCGGUGCUUCCGGCCCACUCGGCGGCGGUAGCAGCUGGGGCGGUGCCGACGUUUGGGGUGGCAACGCGUGGGCGACACCCAGCGCCGAAGCACCCAAACCAGUGCUCGAGACGCCAAAGCCGGCGGCACCGUCCGGCGGUGAUAUGGGCUGGGCGGCUCUUGCGAACCAGCCUAUCGUGCCCGGCGCGUCGGGCGGGUUUGCCCCGCAGGUGGCGGCGGACGAGGAGUUUGGCGGGUGGACUAGUAGCACGACGCCGGCGGGGAAUAAGAGCGGUGGUAACAACGCGUCGAAGCCCGGGGGUGGGUUUGGAGGGGGUGAUGAUUUGUUUUCGAAUGUGUGGCAGUGA